Messenger RNA from Arthroderma uncinatum, 2997 nucleotides. RefSeq names its product vacuolar protein-sorting protein bro1. The record is from RefSeq and is a predicted model, not a curated record. NCBI's taxonomy places the organism in Eukaryota, Fungi, Ascomycota, Eurotiomycetes, Onygenales, Arthrodermataceae. Gene Ontology annotation, cellular component: endosome. Bases 1 to 2997 code for a protein of 998 amino acids. Gene Ontology annotation, molecular function: protein binding. The transcript has 3 exons. Gene Ontology annotation, biological process: protein transport to vacuole involved in ubiquitin-dependent protein catabolic process via the multivesicular body sorting pathway.
AUGGUGCAGUCUCCCAUGAUAUCGUGCCCUCUCAAGCAAACGGCCGAGAUCGACUGGAUUGCACCGCUGAAGGGAUAUAUCAGGCAGACAUAUGGCGAUGAUCCGGAGAGGUAUUCGGAGGAAUGCGCCACGCUGAACCGGCUACGACAGGACAUGAGGGGAGCAGGCAAGGAUAGCGCUUCCGGGAGAGACCUCCUCUAUCGAUAUUACGGACAGCUGGAGUUGUUGGACCUACGCUUCCCUGUCGACGAGAACCAUAUUAAGAUAUCCUUUACCUGGUACGAUGCGUUCACACACAAGGCAACCUCACAGUACUCGCUGGCGUACGAGAAGGCGUCCAUCAUAUUCAACAUCUCCGCCGUCCUGUCCUGUCACGCCGCGAACCAGAGUCGGUCCGAAGAUACAGGCCUGAAGACCGCAUACCACUCCUUCCAGGCCUCCGCGGGCAUGUUCACCUACAUCAACGACAACUUCCUACACGCCCCAUCCACGGAUCUAAGCCGGGAUACGGUCAAGACGAUGAUAUCCAUAACCCUUGCCCAGGCCCAGGAAGUCUUCCUCGAGAAGCAGAUAGCCGAUGGAAAGAAGCCGGGAUUCUUAGCCAAGCUUGCCAGUCAAGCUGCCCAUCUAUACACGCAGGCCGCGGAGGGGGUGCAGGAAAACGUUACCAAGGGGAUAUUCGAGAAGGUGUGGUGGAUUCUGACGUCCGCAAAGGCGUCUCACAUGUCUUCGUUGGCGGGCUAUUACCAGGCUAUUGCCGACGACGAAGGGGGGAUGCACGGUGUCUCUAUUGCACGACUACAGGCCGCAGAGAAGUCGUCGACGGCAGCCAUCAGUAUAGCCAAAACCUUCCCAUCCUCGGUACCUUCGGGCUCCAAUCUCACCUCUGAAACCGGGCCCGUGCUGUUGGAUAUCGUACGGCGACAGUUGGCUACGAUUCAGGAGAAGCUACCGUCGAUGAAGAAGGACAAUGAUUUUAUAUACCAUCAACAGGUUCCGGCAGAGGCAGCCGUGUCUCCCGUGGCCAAACUCCCCGCCGCCAAAGCCAUACCCGUAAGCGAACUGUACCAGGGCCAGGACAUUCAGCGAAUAAUCGGGCCCGAUAUCUUCCAGCGGAUCGUCCCCAUGUCCGUUACCGAGUCUGCGAGCCUGUACGACGAGGAGAAGGCGAAGCUGGUCAGGGCCGAAACGGAGAAGGUUGAGGCCGCCAAUGGGGAGAUGGCUGCCAGUCUAGACUAUCUGAAGCUACCGGGCAGUCUGAACAUUCUCAAGGGAAGCCUGGAUGACGAGUUGAGCGCGGACGAAGAGUUUAGGACGUGGUGUGAAGAGGUGUCCUGCCAGGAGCCGUUCAGAGGCACCCUCGAGGAUCUACAGGAUGACAAGGCGAGCCUCCUCAGCACUCUGGAACAAUGCACGAAACAGCUAGAUACGGAGGAGAGCGUGUGCGAGAAGAUGCGGUCCAAGUAUGGCGCCGACUGGACCCAGCAGCCAAGUUCCCGCUUGACCUCGACCCUGCGAUCGGAUAUAAGAAGCUACCGUGAGACGAUCGACGAAGCCAGCUCGAGCGACUCUCAGCUAUUAGUGACGUUAAGGCAGCACGAGUCGGACUUUGAAGAGAUGCGAUCUGCGGGAGAGGCAGGCGAGCCUGAUAUACUGUUCCAGAAAGCGCUGAUCGCGGCCGGCUCGAAACAAGGGAAGAAUGGCGCAGGCGCUGGUCCAGGGAGCCCAUACAGCAACAGAGCACUGGAGGGAAACCUGUUGGAGGCCGACUACGGGGAGGGCGGCCUGUCUGUGGCGGACCAGAUUGCGAAAGUCGAAGAGCUACUGCGGAAACUGAACCUGGUGAAGCGAGACAGGAUGCAAACGCUGAAGGACUUGAAAGAAAAGGUUCACAAUGACGAUAUAUCCAACGUCCUUAUUCUCAACAAGAAGGCCAUCGCCAACCAGGAGGACCAGCUGUUCCAGACGGAGCUGGAGAAGUUCAGGCCGCAUCAAAACCGGCUGCUGCAGGCCAACCACAAACAGAGCGGCCUGAUGAAGGACCUGGCAAAAGUGUACGGCGACCUGCUGCAGGACAAGCGGGUACGGGCAGAGCAGUCGAAGUAUGAGGUCCUCACCAAGCAGCGCAACGCUGUCACCUCCAAGUAUAGGAAAGCGCACAAGGCGUUCAACGAGCUGCUGAACGGGCUCAGCCAGGCACAGGCAUUCUACAUGCAGAUGCGAGACACGAUAGACAGCCUACAGCAGAACGUCGAGGCCUUCCUCAACAACCGCCGCUCCGAGGGCGCUCAACUGCUCAGCCAGAUCGAGCGAGACAAAGCCACGCAGGCGUCCGGCCACGAAGAGCGAGAACGAGACAAGCUGAAGAACCUGAUGGAACGGCUCUCAGUAGACCCGACAUCUACCUCUUCGCCUGCUCCUCCUCCGCCUCCUGUCCCCAAGCGGACGACAGCUUCUAAUACGGCCAAAUCACCCACCCACCACGGCCUUCCACCGCAGCAAGCUCCCUCCCGCUCCCCCAUCACAGCGCAGUACCCUCCCUCCACCUCCACCUCGACCUCGACCGGCUACCCGCCCAUCAACUACCCUACCGGCAACGGCAUGUCACCUACAGAAGGCUACCCCCCAUACGCCCAACCGCAACACCAACCACAACAUCAACACCAACACAUGAACCCAGAAGCAUAUAACCCGAUGGCAUACCUGUAUCAACCACCACCUACCUCCCCUCCACCGCACCAGCAGUACUAUGCCAGCCCGUCCGCGUACGGCUACCCGGGCUCCUCGCCCAUCCCGCAGAGCCAUACCCCACAGUAUCUACCGCAGGGAUACGUGCCUCCGCCGCCGCCCCCGCGUCACUCGCCUGUGCAGUAUGCCUCGCCCGGCCAUGGCCAGGGGGGAUACCCUCCGCCUACCAGCGGCUACCCUCCCAGCCAGCCCUCGCGCGCAAACCAGUCUCAACCUGAUCCGUGGGCCGGCCUCAAUGCGUGGAAGUGA